Molecule: messenger RNA, 2512 nt
Organism: Biomphalaria glabrata
Lineage: Eukaryota; Metazoa; Mollusca; Gastropoda; Planorbidae
Product: UDP-glucuronosyltransferase 1A8-like
Exons: 2
Coding region: 118-1653 (511 amino acids)
Molecular function (GO): UDP-glycosyltransferase activity
Source: RefSeq, a predicted model, not a curated record
AAUAAUGAUGGUAUGUUUAAACCGAUGUUUAAAUUGAGACUAGUGUAUUGUAUCGAAAGUGGCCAGUCUUAUGUCUUGUUACUGUGAUGCUUUUGUAAAAGAAGUGAAAAAAUCAACAUGUUACUGCCCGUGAUCAGACUGCUGCUAAAGGCUUCGAUAGUCGCCCCUUAUCUCUGUGGAGCCAAGAACGUUGUCAUGAUGCCAACUCCCAUGACCAGCUAUUUUAUCUUCCACUCCGAAAUUGGCCAAGCUUUAGUAAAACUUGGCCACAACGUUACCAUUUGUGUUCCCGAAUACCUGGCCAACAAAGGUCUCAUCCAACAUAAAGAGAUUAAUGUCAUGAAAUAUGGGGAUUACCUCGGGGACGUCGAAGACCAUGUGUAUGGGAAAACGCAAAUGAUUGAUCGAUUUUGGAAUGGGGAAAUUUUAACCAUCAGCAGCCUCUUCCCAGUGCUAGAAAUUUUUAAAGAGAUAACUGACAGAGUUCUUACCGAUGACUCUUUUAUAAAAUCAUUAAGAGAAUCAAAGCCUGACUUUUUUGUAAUAGAAAAUUGUUUAUUUACUAGAGAUAAUUUAGUCUUGCCUUAUAAGUUGGAUGUGCCUUUUGGCCUUAUUGGCACAGUGCAUGACUAUUUUCAAAGCAGGAUACCGUUUAGUCCUGCAGCAGAGCCGUUAUUUUUUGAACAAGGAAGUGACGUAAAAAGUUUUUCAGAACGAGUCCAAGCCGCCAUUUUGUCUGCUGCUUUCACAGUGUUUGGCAUGUUUUCGGACAGCGACGUUGUUUCUAGAUACGCGCCUGAAAAGCCUUACACAACUAUUAUGGAAAUAGCAUUGAAGGCUGAAAUAUUUAUCACGGAACUAGAUCAUGUACUUGACUAUCCCCGAGUUGCUUUACCAAACACGAAACUUAUAGGUGGGUCUUCAGUAAGUGAGGCGAAGCCAUUGUCUGGAAAUGUCCAGCAAUUCGUGAAUAAAUCUUCCAAUGGGAUCGCUGUAGUGUCAUUUGGUGGAGGAAACUUUUAUAUACCAGAUCAUAUAAAAUCUAAAAUGGAUGUCGCCUUCCAAAACCUAGAUCUGAAUGUCGUCUGGAGAGUAAACUGGACUAUUGACAAACCAGACAGAAUUUUAGCUUUGAACUGGAUACCUCAAAAUGACCUCUUGGGUCAUCCUAAAACUAAAGUGUUUGUUUCUCAUUGUGGGAAAAAUGGUCAGUACGAGGCACUGUACCAUGGAGUGCCAAUCCUUUGUCUUCCUAUUUAUGCAGACCAAUUUUAUAAUUCUAAACGAAUAGCUGUGAAAGAAUUUGGACACUAUGCAGACAUAAGGGAAAUAACUUCUGAAAAAUUAACGGAAUUGAUUCAAGAAAUAGCAGACGAUCCUAAAUAUAGAAAUAACAUCCAGAAAGCGUCAAAGUUAUUCAAAGAACUUUACAAAGUUCCCAGCAAGGAAGCAGCCUUCUGGUUUGAUCACGUGAUGAAAUAUGGCGGAAGUUACAUGAGGUCAUCGGGUCAACAAAUGCCGCUCUAUCAGUAUCUUCUAGUAGAUGUCAUGGCAUUUCUUUUCUGCGUGGUCAUCAUUGCCAUCUUCGUGUUAUACUUCUUCUUACGAUUGAGUUUUUAUGGACUGCAAAAAUCGAAAGUAAAAAAAGCUUAGUUAAAACCAUAAUAGCUAAUGUAGUAGUAGAAAUAAGUAGAUUAAUCUAGGCGUAUGGAAUGGAUGGCCAUCCAUGUACGUACGCGCCUCUGAAUUCUGAGUAGUCACAUUUUAGCCAUUUUUUUUUUAUAUUUUAUAGUGAAAUACAUCUUCCAGUUAUGUUUUUUUUUUUAUUACAUAGAUGUAGAUGUAAUCAGAAUCCAGGAGGGUGCAAGUGCACCACCAUGAACCCCUUUGCGGGUGCCAAUGCAUUAUUGAUUCAAGAGUUAGAUAAAUUAAUAUUAAAGAAAAUGUUUCGCAUUGUCUUCAAAGUCUAAAUCUAAAGGCCCAUCAUUAGAAUAUUAUAAAGUGUAGUCACUUAACAAGUAGUGCUUUCACUGAGGUACAGUUGUAAAGAUAUGCUAUUAUUGUAACUAGAAAAGGCAAAUCUGUAGUUCAUGUCCAACCAUGUACGAUUUAUUCUAGGUUUGUAUAAAGUUUGUCUGUAUAAAGGAUCUCACAUAUUCUAUAGCACGUUAGUCGUCACGAUUUGUUUGUAUUUGCACAUAGCUAUAGUUAUUUUUAAUGCCACAAAGUAGACUUUCACAAGACAAUCUGUAUACCAAGCACACAACAGUCAGUUCAACUUGUAUUUUUUUUGUCUUCAUCCUAAAACGAUGCAAGCGCUGCAAUGCAAAGAAGAAUAUUAGAACUGCGCCAUAAGCGUUCAUCGCCCGCUUGUCCAUGGCGACGAAAAGCAAUUCAGUAGUAAAGUUAUUGACAGUUUCGGCAGCCACAGUCAACGUCUGCAGUUUUUUUUUGUUUGAUCGAACGUAGGCAAGCACGGGUCUCACCGGAUGUUGUACAGUGAAAGACUUUG